GUCGGCGGCGGUGGGUGUGCGAAUGCAGGGAGCCAGGAGGUGCGGGUGCCAGGCGCCAGGCGCCAGGAUGCGGUGUCCGGCCACCAGCUUUGGGAGUAGCCCAGGCUCACUUUAACCGGCGCGGUGCGGACGGUCCGGCGGCGACAGGGCUAACCUCGGCAGGUUCGCGAUGCAGCGGGCAGCGGUGCUGGUGCGGCGGGGCUCCUGCCCCCGCGCCUCGGGCCCCUGGGGCCGUAGUCACAGCAGCGCUGCAGCCGAAGCCUCGGCGGCGCUCAAGGUGCGAUCGGAGCGCAGCCCUCGAGACCGCAUCCUCACCCUGGAGUCCAUGAACCCGCAGGUGAAGGCGGUGGAGUACGCCGUGCGGGGACCUAUCGUGCUCAAGGCCGGCGAGAUCGAGAUGGAGCUGCAGCGGGGUAUCAAAAAACCCUUCACUGAAGUAAUCCGAGCCAACAUUGGGGAUGCCCAUGCCAUGGGCCAGCAGCCAAUCACCUUCCUCCGUCAGGUGAUGGCACUCUGCACCUACCCAAACCUACUAAACAGCCCCAGCUUCCCAGAAGACGCUAAGAAACGAGCCCGGCGGAUCUUGCAGGCUUGUGGCGGAAACAGCUUGGGAUCUUACAGUGCUAGCCAGGGCGUUAACUGUAUCCGUGAGGAUGUGGCAGCCUUUAUCACCAGGAGAGAUGGUGUGCCUGCAGACCCAGACAACAUCUACCUGACUACUGGAGCUAGCGACGGUAUUUCUACAAUCCUGAAGCUCCUGGUCUCCGGUGGUGGCAAGUCACGGACAGGUGUGAUGAUUCCCAUCCCACAGUACCCCCUGUACUCCGCGGUCAUCUCUGAGCUUGAUGCCGUCCAGGUGAACUACUAUCUGGAUGAGGAGAACUGCUGGGCUUUGAAUGUGGACGAGCUCCGGCGGGCAUUGCGGCAAGCCAAAGACCACUGUGACCCUAAAGUUCUCUGCAUCAUCAACCCUGGAAACCCCACAGGCCAGGUACAAAGCAGAAAGUGCAUAGAAGAUGUGAUUCACUUUGCCUGGGAAGAGAAGCUUUUUCUCCUGGCUGAUGAGGUAUACCAGGACAACGUGUACUCUCCGGACUGCAGAUUCCACUCCUUUAAGAAAGUGCUUUACCAGAUGGGGCAGGAAUAUUCCAGCAAUGUGGAACUUGCCUCCUUCCACUCCACCUCCAAGGGCUACAUGGGCGAGUGUGGCUACAGAGGGGGCUACAUGGAGGUGAUCAAUUUGCACCCUGAGAUCAAAGGCCAGCUGGUAAAGCUGCUCUCCGUUCGCCUCUGUCCACCAGUGUCUGGUCAGGCCGCCAUGGACAUUGUUGUGAAUCCACCGGUGCCGGGAGAGGAGUCCUUUGAGCAGUUCAGCAGGGAAAAAGAAUUCGUCCUUGGUAAUCUGGCCAAAAAAGCAAAGCUGACAGAAGAUCUGUUUAACCAAGUCCCGGGGAUUCAGUGCAACCCCUUGCAAGGAGCCAUGUAUGCAUUCCCUCGGAUUCUCAUUCCUGCCAAGGCUGUGGAGGCAGCUCAGUCCCAUAAAAUGGCUCCAGACAUGUUUUACUGCAUGAAACUCCUGGAGGAGACUGGUAUCUGCGUCGUGCCUGGCAGUGGCUUUGGGCAGCGAGAAGGCACUCACCACUUCAGAAUGACAAUUCUCCCUCCGGUGGAAAAACUGAAGACAGUGCUCCAUAAGGUGAAAGACUUUCACCUGAAGUUCCUGGAGAAGUACUCAUGAGGAUGCCUCAGGCGCCAGAGCGAGGCCCCUCCUCGGGUCUCCGUCCCAAUACCACCCAGGCCUUCCUCAUGGACUCUGCCUCAGACCUCAUACAGGUCACCAACCCUGGUCAUCAUCAUUUUCCCAAGGAGACUUCUUUCUUUGUGCCUUGAUGUUUGAGAGUUCUUCUGAGCAAACAGUGAUUUUGCAAUGUCUUGCAGGCCCUGUAUUGUUUGUUGUUUUUUGUUUUGUUUUGUUUUGUUUUUUAAAACACAACCAAAAGUAGAGUCAACCUGCUUGGCAGAUGUUCCUGGGAUUCUCUGAAUCACUGUUCUGUUUGCAAAGUUCCUUUGGGUCUUAAGCAGCCAGGGUACAUUUAAACAAGAUAUGUCAGACCUGGAGAGACAAGUGUGUGUUGGGAAAUAUGUGACUUAACAUGAUAAGGGCUGGGAAUCCAGAAAUCAACAGUGAGACCCAUGAAAUAAAACCCUUACCAGUAUGAAAAUGUAGCAUUUUUAGACAGUAAACCUGCAAAUCUAGUGAGGACUCAGAGAAAGCUGGUCAUUCUGUCUGGAGAUAGGCAGUGCAUCACAGACAAGAGUAUGGAAGUCAAUAGCAGGACAGGGGUCAGGCACAUCAGAGACCCGGUUAGAUUGCACUACCUGUAACAGUUGACUCUGGGUUUGGCUGAGCCUUUAUGCAUACCAUCUCCCUCUGCUGGAGACAGCAGGGAUAGGCAAGGGCUGAAAAUGGAGGUGAUCUUUUACCAGGCCCUGACAGUUGUUUUAAUUGUUUCAAAGUGAAUUUGAUUUGUUCUGUAACUAACUGAUCACGGUGCCUGGUUACACUGGCUGCCAAGGAGUGGGCGCAAUCUGAUUCAGUGUUUUCACAUCAGUUUCCUGCCUCCCUCCCUGAUACAUAGGCAGCAUCCUUUGUCAUUAGCCAUCCCUGUGUGUCACAAAGUAACAAACAGCCACCAAGCAAGUAUACUUCUUGAAUUAGCACACCUGGGUGGCCCACGUGCAACCAAGGAAACAGAUGCUACAGGGAGCUCCAGGCCAAGUUUCCCUCCCGAUCUCUUAACUGUCUCCAUUCUUCAGUGAGAUGGAGAAAAACUAGGGGGUAGCUCUAGCACAGGGGCCUGGGGGCUUGAGCCAGAGGGAGAAAGAUGUGAGGGCUGUAGAGUGAGGCUGAAAUCCGCCUCCUGCCCUAUGACUCCACACUGCAGGGGUUGGAUUUUAAAAAAGAACUUCAAGUUGUUAACACUCACAAGCAUUACAUUACUGUGAAGGAAGUACACAUCCAUUACAUCCAUAACAGGAUGUAAUCUUCUACAACCUUUCCUUUAAAGGCUGAAAAAGUAGCAUGUGUGCUUGCUAGGCGUAUAACCCAGAUAUGCUCCAGAGUUCUGAGAUUCUUCCAUGAAAGGUUAACUAGAGCCUAGUAUAUUUUUUAUAUUUUUGUAACAAUUGGCUUUUUUCAUUGGGGGGGGGGUGGAGGUGGAAGGGUUAGUAUUUAUAGUCCUAACAAGUCCAAUAAUUUUUAUAAGUGUCUUCAGAUUAUAAAAUAAUCCUCCAAAUUUUGCAAUGUUUACAUGUUUUUUUUUAAGAUGACAAAUAUGCUUGAUUUGCUUUUUAAAUAAAAGUUUAGCUGUUCUAAGAGAUUAACUUCAAGUAGGAUUGCUGGUUAUGGUAGUCUGGAUUUUCUACAGGUUCUGUUCCCAUGCCUCUUCCGUUCCAGCAUCAAUCGAGCGGUGUGUGGGCGGGGCUGUGGGAGCUGGCCAGGCUGGACCUGGACAGCCACGCCUCAGAGAAUUGCGUCCAUUUGAUUGUGAGCAGGCACAGGCCUGCGUGCAGCUUACCAUUCUGCGUUCUUCCACCUCCUUGUAAUAGCCGUGCUGGGAAGCUCUGAACAAUAAAAUACUCCCAGAGUGGUGA
This is a messenger RNA of Apodemus sylvaticus (European woodmouse), 3654 nucleotides long. RefSeq names its product glutamic--pyruvic transaminase 2 (gene Gpt2). Gene Ontology annotation, biological process: biosynthetic process. The transcript is spliced from 12 exons. The record is from RefSeq and is a predicted model, not a curated record. NCBI's taxonomy places the organism in Eukaryota, Metazoa, Chordata, Mammalia, Rodentia, Muridae. Gene Ontology annotation, molecular function: L-alanine:2-oxoglutarate transaminase activity; pyridoxal phosphate binding. Bases 170 to 1738 code for a protein of 522 amino acids.